AUGGCCGACCACAGGUUCAGGCCCGUGUCCGGGGAGAAACCCUGCUGCGACAUUUCCAAGAAAGCCCAGAUCUGUCUCUGCGUGGUUUUCGGUCUCCUGGUGGUGGUGAUCAUCGCGGUGGUGGUGGGGAUCGUGAUGUGGCGCCAGCCGCCCCAGCACCGGGAGUGGAAGGGGGCGGGCACCACCGCCCAUUUUUACGAGAUAAUCCUCGGACGGUGCUACACCUACACCCAAAUCGUGCGACCCGAGCUGGGACAUAAAGAUUGCCAAAAGAUAGGGAAGGCAUUCACAAAUGCGUUUCUUUCUAAGGAUCCUUGCAGCAGCACGGAACAGGACUAUCAGCCAUUGAUGGAACUGACGAAUCAAACUGUACCUUGUGACAAGACCCUCCUUUGGAGCAAAACAAAUGAGCUGGUGCACGAAUACGCAUGGGUCCAGCGGGAGUUCUUCACCCUGGAGAACACACUGCUGGGCUACAUGGCGGACGGCCUCAGGUGGUGUGGAGACCCAGGCUCUCCUGAAAUGAACUAUCAAUCUUGUCCAGACCGGAGGACAGACUGUAGCAACAACUCUGUUUCUGUAUUCUGGAAUACUGUGUCCAAAAGGUUCGCAGAAGAUGCCUGUGGUGUGGUCCAUGUGUUGCUCAAUGGGUCCGUCCAUAACAGCUUUGAUGAAAGAAGCACUUUUGCACGUGUGGAAGUCUUUAAUUUGCAUCCAGAGAAGGUUCAUACGCUACAGGCCUGGGUGAUGCAGGACAUCAGAAAUAUUUCCAGUGACUCGUGUUCGGAUGCCUCCAUUAAAAAUCUGAAACUGAUUCUAAGCAAAAGGAAUAUUACAUUUACCUGCGAGAAUAAUUACAGGCCUAUCAGGUUUCUUCAAUGUGUGAAAUAUCCUGAGCAUUCAUCUUGCAGAUCUAAGAUAUGA
Molecule: messenger RNA, 924 nt
Organism: Puma concolor (puma)
Lineage: Eukaryota; Metazoa; Chordata; Mammalia; Carnivora; Felidae
Gene: CD38
Product: CD38 molecule
Biological process (GO): positive regulation of B cell proliferation
Cellular component (GO): plasma membrane
Molecular function (GO): phosphorus-oxygen lyase activity; NAD+ nucleosidase activity, cyclic ADP-ribose generating
Source: RefSeq, a predicted model, not a curated record